Messenger RNA from Penicillium canescens, 969 nucleotides. RefSeq lists its product as uncharacterized. Gene Ontology annotation, molecular function: protein binding. The transcript has a single exon. Lineage: Eukaryota; Fungi; Ascomycota; Eurotiomycetes; Eurotiales; Aspergillaceae. The record is from RefSeq and is a predicted model, not a curated record. The coding region runs from base 1 to 969 and encodes 322 amino acids.
AUGGCAGCUAUUCGUAAAACAAGCGAAUCCACAUAUAUCUUUCUCGACAUCAAGGACAACACACUAGACGAUAUUGCCAAUUCUUGUCACUGGAAUGAAAAUUCUGGUUUCCAUCUCCCGCGCUACGGGCUUGGGGCCCUUGAUAAACUCCCUCUUGAAAUCAUCCACCUGGCACUUAUCCAGCUUGAUAUGCGGUCACUGGCUGAUUUUCGACACGUCAACAAAAGCGCAAGACUAGUAACAGAUUCGAUUCCGCAGUAUAAGCGUAUUCUUGUUCACGCGCCAGCAUCAAUUCGAGGGUGCCUCAACAUAGAAACUGCACGAUUCUUCUCAUGCCAGGACCUGUAUGAGAAACUAUCUACAGCUGAGUGUGACAGCUGUGGCGACUUCGGUGGGUACUUGUAUUUGGUCACCUGUCGUCGCGUUUGUUUACUGUGUUUCACCCAGGAAGCCGACUACCUUCCUCUCUCACGGAAUGAUGCAAUCCGCAAAUUUGGUCUCGGCUCUAAAGACCUGGCAUGUUUACCUCGCAUGAAAGUCUUCCAGGCCACUAUUCGCCUCGGGGGAUCAAGCGUCGACAACGAGAAACCUUGUUCGAUUUUUCUGCUGCGCGACAAGCUGGAAUCGCUGUCCACGGGUCCCUCAGCUCCAUGGAAAAUUACGCAUCGAAAAUGGCAUCGAGGAGGCUACAGGCCUACGAUUCGAGAUUGGUAUUGGCUCUCCACAGAACAGACAGAGCGAAUCUACGGCCGCCCAGGUCUGAAGAUGCGUUUGAUGGGCAUUGCUCUAAUCCCAGGCGCUUCAUGGGCAUUAUUCGUGCUCCGUUCUUCGGUAUUGGAACGGUACCUCCAGACUGGGGUUUCCAUUGCCUCGCUUGCAAGGCCCAUCACUAUGGUCGACCGCUUCAUUGGCGUCGAAAAUAUACGAUGGACAGUUUCCAGGAUCAUGUUUCAGAACGUGGAGAGAUAA